Fopius arisanus is the source of this 1537-nucleotide messenger RNA. RefSeq names its product lipase member I. Gene Ontology annotation, biological process: lipid catabolic process. The record is from RefSeq and is a predicted model, not a curated record. The transcript has 6 exons. Gene Ontology annotation, molecular function: lipase activity. Bases 12 to 1241 code for a protein of 409 amino acids. NCBI's taxonomy places the organism in Eukaryota, Metazoa, Arthropoda, Insecta, Hymenoptera, Braconidae.
AUUGAGUAGCAAUGAAGAACUGUUUGGUUUUCCUCUGGUUAAUUCUCUCGAUUGCUCUGAACAUUAAUGUUCAGGGAUUGCUCGAUAUUAGUCGGUCAAUAAAAAACAUUGGUGGACAAGUCAUUGAUACCGCGGUGGGUCUCAGUCGCGAUAUUAAAUCCAGAAUUGGCCACUCUGUUAGUGACAAAGAAUUUACAUGUGUCAAGAAUGGUUUAGUAGCAGCAGUUGCCGACGUUAUCUUUCUCGACCCUCACGACGAGCCAACAACUGCUAAAAUAAAUCUCGAUUUGUUCGUGCAGUCGGACGGUGAAAUUUUGAGCGCGAGAUUUGUGGAGGAAGGGCACUAUAUUAAUAUUGAAGAGUCAAAAUUUCAUCCGGAGCGAAAAACGGUUUUCAUUGUUCAUGGAUACAGAGAAAGUGGUGAGGAUGACUGGCUACGUCGAAUGGCGACUGCUUACGUGAAAUACGAGGAUGUGAACGUCAUUGUUGUUGACUGGAGCGUGUUCUCGAAAAAUCUCAAUUACAAGCAAGAUGUUUAUGACUCCCGACAUGUAGCAACACAAGUUAAAGACUUAUCACUUGAAUUACUAUCGGCUUUUCCGGAAGGAACAGCAUGGGGCCCAAUCCAUUUAAUUGGGUUCAGUUUGGGGGCCCACAUUGUCGGAAUGAUAGGGCAGUAUUUUAAGCAUAACAUAACUGAAUGGCCGGUUGAGAGAAUUACAGGAUUAGAUCCGGCUCACCCUUGCAUCACGGAAGCAAAUUACGCACUGAAUAAAGAAGACGCGCCAUUUGUUGAUAUUAUUCACACAAAUGGGCAUAAGGGGGUUGUAAUUAGUUUGGGAAUGCUAGACCCUAGAGGACACGUGGAUUUUUACGUAAAUGGAGGACAAAUUCAGCCGAAUUGUGGCGUCGAUUUACAACGUGUAGUCCAGUCGACAUUGCCCCUAUUCUGCAGCCAUCAUAAAGCUCAUGAGUACUUCAUCGAGUCCUUGGAAGUGGCAGCCACCGGAAAUGGAUCAUUUUUAACCGGAACUUUAUGGAAUCAGAGCAUCGAAUCAGCUCUGAUUCAUGUUGACACACCUUGUGAGACUACCUGUCAAAACCUGGGAAUCACUGCUCAUCCAAAGCCUGAAGGAAGCUUCUUCGUUCCCACCGCAAGCGAUGCGCCUUAUUACGAAAUUAAAGAAAACGAUCGCGAGAAAAUCAAGACGAUACUGCGAUGGCUCCUCGUGACGGAGUAAAAUAUUGCAGCGGUAAUAUAAAUGGAGAGGAUAUAUCGACCUUUCAGGAAAUGUCACGGAAUUCCAGGAUUCUGUACGAAAAUUGAUGGACAUGAGAUAAAUGCGCAUAAAUGUUUCUCUAAAAUCGAGGAAAACUCAUUAUGGAGAUCAGUGAUUGACAGAAUGAGUUCCAAAUAAUUAAUUAUAGAAAAAUCAUCGUAUUAAAAAAGAAUUAACUUGUUAAAGAUAAAUGCAUAGAAUCAUUUCUAUUUUAAAUACGUAGAUUUCCAUGUAAUUAAUAAUUUUUGAGAAUCUAA